UAUAUAAUAUUAUUAUUUAUAUAAUAAUAUUAUUUAUGUUAGACACUUAAUAGCCAUAAACGUAUAAUAUAUAAUUACACAAUUUGAUAAGAAAUGGAUAGAAUUAUGUCAUAUUAGAAAAUGCAAAUGGAUCAUUGCAUAAUGUAAUAAUCUAAUAUAUUUACAAUAAGCGAUCAGCCUUAAAUUGACACUUACAAAUAUUGAAUCAAAAAAUGUGCAAGGAGGAAAUAGAAUAUAUUGAAAUUUUUAUUUGAUGAAGAAAUACGCAGCCGACAAAGCAACACGUGUAAAUUGUUAAACACUCAUUGUAAAACUAUGCUAUAGUUUUUACAGUUCAACACUUGGUGCUCUUAAUAGUUAAUAUUUAUAUGCUUCAAACUUAAUAUUAAAACAAUAACAACAUUUACCAAAUUAUAGGAGCAUUAAAUUACAGCGAAUUAAAUGCGAAACUUUUUCUCCUUCGAUUAUGAGUAUACUGUUGUUUGAAUGACUCAUAAAUUACAGCACUUAUUUUUGGAGCCUUCCAAACUCUUUCAUCCCACCUCGUCCCUUUUGAUUGUAAUUCACGUGAUCCAUAGCUGCGUAGAUCGUACAGCCUUUCCCUACCUUGAGGAUUGAUGUUGCGAUACCUGCGAACGUGAUCCACGUUCGCUCAGUUGCCGCUGGAUCUCGGAAUGAGCAUUACAUCAGUAAAACAUAUCAAAAUUGUUAUGCUGGCAACUCAUUUGUCAUCAUCUAAAAUACUUUAGUAUUUGUUUUAAUUUAAAAAAAUUUUUUUGUUUUAUUCUUGCAUAACGUACGCGAGUGUUAGUGUUAUUAUUUUAAUAUUUCUUUUUUAUUAUCUCGGAAAAAAUGCAAAAGUACGGAAAAGACAAUCCAGGUUUUAUCGGCGACAGUGGUCACAGCAAUGUGGAAAAGAGGAAUUCGAAACAGAUCCUCGGCACGAAUAACGAUGGAUUUAAUCCGAAUUAUCACAUACCCGGUGAUAGAAAACUGCCAUUAUCAUUACUGCCGGAAGAAAUGUCGAUCGCGGAAAACCAAAAGGAGAGGGCAACUUGGGGAAACGGAUUGGAAUUCUUAAUGUCCUGCAUCGCAAUGUCCAUCGGACUCGGCAACAUUUGGAGGUUUCCAUUUACCGCGUACGAAAACGGCGGUGGUGCUUUCCUGAUUCCAUAUAUCCUCGUGCUUUUUCUAGUAGGAAAGCCGUUUUACUACCUGGAGAUGAUAAUGGGCCAGUUCACCAGCAGCUCCUCCGUGAAGAUAUGGUCUGCCGUACCAGGACUGCGAGGUGUCGGUUGGGCUCAGAUGUACUCGAUGAUCGCCGUUGGCACUUACUACUGUUCGCUGAUGUCGCUCACCUUGUUCUACUUCGUCACGAGCUUCGCGUCGCAGCUUCCGUGGUCCAAGUGCUCGGCAGAAUGGGGCGACAACUGUGUAGAUUCGGCUAGCGCAGACAAUAUCACCGUGCGCAGCGGCGCCGCAGUGAGGAGCUCCGCUGAGCUUUAUUUCACAAAAACCGUGCUGAAGGAGAAAGAGGAUAUCGAAGAUGGAAUAGGCCUUCCAGAUUGGAAACUGACGGUGUGCCUUCUGCUUGCCUGGAGCUGCAUUUGCGGGGUAUUGGCACGUGGCGUGAAGACCUCCGGAAAGGCUGCCUAUUUCCUCGCUAUAUUUCCGUACGUCGUGAUGAUCUGCUUGCUGAUUAGGGCGGUAAGCUUGGAAGGCGCCGUCAACGGGAUCAUUUUCUUCAUUAAACCCAAUUGGGAGAAGCUAUUCGAGGCGAAUGUCUGGUACGCCGCUGUCACGCAGUGUUUCUUCUCGUUAUCGGUCUGCUUCGGCGGCGUGGUCAUGUAUUCAUCUUACAACGACUUUAAUCAUAAUAUAUACAGGGACGUUAUGGUGGUAACUACGCUGGAUACAUUGACGAGUCUGAUGGCGGGUUUCACGAUUUUCGGUAUACUCGGCAAUCUGGCCCACGAGCUCGGCACCGAUGAUAUCGGCAAUAUCGUACGAAGCGGAACCGGGCUUGCUUUUAUUUCCUAUCCAGAUGCUAUAGCGAAAUUCAAUGUUUUACCACAACUGUUCUCCGUGCUUUUCUUUCUGAUGCUGUUCGUCCUGGGAAUCGGCAGUGCCAUUGCACUUGUCGGCUCUAUUAAUACCAUUAUAUGCGACCAGUUCCCAACGUGGAAGUACUGGCACGUGACUAUUGGCACGGCCGUGUUCGGUUUUUCCGUCGGCACUCUUUAUUGCACACCCGGUGGCCAAUUCCUAUUAGGUUUGAUAGAUUUCUACGCGGGAUCGUUCAUUAUCUUUUUCUUGGCCACGCUGGAGAUGAGCGGUAUAUUUUGGAUAUAUGGACUGGAGAAUUUCCUAGACGAUGUCGAGUACAUGUUGCAAAGGCGGCCAUCGGUAUAUUGGAGGAUCUGUUGGGCAAUCAUCACGCCGUUAUUGCUUGCAGGAAUUCUGAUUUACAGUAUAAUCAACCUAAAACCGCUCACUUACGGCGAUGUGUUCUAUCCAUAUAACGCAUAUGUUGUUGGUUGGACGUUGUUUACCUUUGGGGUGCUUCAAGUUCCAUUUUGGAUGAUUUAUACGAUAUUGUCGAAAAAGAAUCUGGGACUAACGGAGAUGUUCAAGGCGGCUUUCAGCCCUUCAUUAGAGUGGGGUCCGAAGAGUUCUAUACACAUGGCAUCUUGGCGCGAAUUCAAAGAGACGAUGAGGAAAAAACGCGAGAAGCGCAACUGCUCGCGAAUGAAACAAUUCAUUUAUGUAAUUUUUUGCCUGGAACACAAGCUCGUGUGACGACAUCAUCAACAGCAAUCAACGUGUGCUUGUGAUAUUCGAAGCUUAAAUUAAGUAAUUAUUGUGUUGACAUAUACACACUGUGUACACAAAUUUAUGUGUCAAGAUAUUUAUAUGUGUGUGUACAUAAAGUGUAUUAAUAGUAGUAGUGUAUAGUGCGCUUGCACUCAGAGUACGUCGAGCAUUCCUAUCUAAAGGCUUCUGCACUCUCCUGCUGCUUUCAUUACUUCAACAUGCAAUAACUGAUAAAACCGGGUAGAGAAAGAGAGAAAACACAGCGACACGUAUAGAAAGGAACGCUCAGUGCUUUCGUCACAUUCAAUCUAUUCGUACCUAUUUCUUUCUAAUCCUCCUAAGACGCAAUCUGGAAUUAAGAAGAAUAGAUUAUUUAGAUUAUAUUUACAUUUCGUAGAUGCGACAUCUAGUUACACGGCUGUAUGGAAUCUUUGUUAUUGAGAUUCGAAAGAAGAAGCAAAUAAAAGAUAUUUAUAAAACAUUUCUUAGCUUUAAAGAUUAGAUAUGUACAACUUCGGAGAAACAAUGUUUCCUCAAUUUAUUUUUUAAUUCGUUUAUUUUUUACAGGGAGAAUUAUUUAUUAGCGAGCCACAUAUACGGCAUCAUAUCACAGGGUAUAAACCGAAUCGAAGCUAUUGAAUAUCGAAGGACAUAAUUCGCACUUGACGUAACAUGUGAAAUAAAAUUGAGUAUCAAUUUUUGUAUAUAUAUAUAUUGAAUUUAAGCAGCUUAUGUAGCCUAAUUAAUCGUAUAAAUAUAAAUAUUGUUUUUUCGGAAGCUUAAUUGCGAAGCGUGAUUGCGAAUACAUGAAUACAUGACGGAAUUCUGCGGAUGGAAUACUGUUCUAAUGAUAUGAUAUUUGCUUACAUCGAUAAAAAUAUCUAACACAUACACUCUCUCUUUAUUUCGCUCUCACUUAUUUUGCAUCUAUUUGCAUCUAUUUGCACGUUUUCCAAAAAACACUGUGGUAUAUUUGAUGUAUUAACGCAAUAAGGUAUUAUGGACUGUUUGCACUAUGGAUUGGAAAUUUCUUUCUAUUUUGUUACAAAAAUGAUGGAAUGUGUCGAAAGUACAAGAUUGCAAAAUAAGUGAGAGCGGAUUGUACGCUUUACAAAAGUCAUUAUUGAAAUAUUACAACAUGAGAAUAUAACACAAAGUUUGUUUAAAUUAAAUUAGAAUUUUUUCAAACUUACAAUAAAUUUGCAAUUGCAAUUUGCGAAAAUGAUUACGUACGAUACUUUUUAUAGGUUUUAUUAAAAAUAGAGCUAUCUAUUAGACGGCCAGGUCUUUCUUUAAUAAUUGGGUAGUAAUUUCAACAAAUUGUUGAAUGAACGAUAUCAGUAAAACUUUGAAUUUUGUAAUAAAUCCUAAUAUUUGUUC
Ooceraea biroi (clonal raider ant) is the source of this 4194-nucleotide messenger RNA. RefSeq names its product sodium-dependent nutrient amino acid transporter 1. Gene Ontology annotation, cellular component: plasma membrane. Lineage: Eukaryota; Metazoa; Arthropoda; Insecta; Hymenoptera; Formicidae. The record is from RefSeq and is a predicted model, not a curated record. Gene Ontology annotation, molecular function: amino acid:sodium symporter activity; L-amino acid transmembrane transporter activity. Gene Ontology annotation, biological process: sodium ion transmembrane transport; nitrogen compound transport; amino acid import across plasma membrane.